UAAUGCCGACCUCAUAGAUGUAUGGAGCAUGAAGAAGUUCUCACGUGAGUGCCUUCACAGGCGUGACCUUCACAGGAGUGAUUUUAUAUUAUAAGGGCUCUUGAAAAGUUCUACAUUCAGCCCUCGGAAAGCAACUAUGAAAAGAAAACUGUAAGUAGGUGUUUCCAAGUGGCAAGGAUUGGAAAGCAGAACAUAGUGGAUUUCAGCUGACGUGAUAUAUGUGGCCCACACCUCAUAUUCCCAUGCAGGAACUUCUAGCCCCAAAGGCAACUGUCAGUGACUGGGACCAGAGAGAAUGGCCAAAUGGGAUCUGGCCAUCGGCCUGAUCUUCUUAACACAGACUACCGUUGGAAUCCUGGGCAAUUUCUCACUUCUUUGUCAUUAUAUCAUCCUUUCCUUCACUGAGUACAGGUGGAGGUCCACAGAUUUCAUUCAUAAGCACCUGAUUGUAGCCAACUUCUUAGCCCUACUCUGCAAAGGAGUCCCCCAGACCGUGGCAGCAUUUGGGCGGAAACAUUUCCUCAGUGACAUUGGAUGCAAACUUCUUUCCCUUCUUCACAGAGUGGGGAGGGGAGUGUCCAUUGGUAGCAUCUGCAUCUUGAGCGUCUACCAGGCCAUCACCAUCAGCCCUGGGAACUCCAGGUGGGCAGAGCUUAAAGUUAAAGCGCCCAAAUACCUUUCCCCCUCUAUUUUCCUGUGUUGGGUCCUGCAAAUGCUGGUGAAUAUCAUUUUCCCUAUAUACUUAAUGAGAACAUUGAGUGAUAAGAACAUCACAAACAGAAAGGAUUUUGGAUACUGUUCUUCGGUUCGUCAUGACAAAACUAGUGACUCACUGUAUGGACUGUUGUUAUCAUUCCCCGAUGUGUUAUGUCUGGGGCUCAUGCUCUGGGCCAGCAGCUCCAUGGUUUUCCUUCUGUACAGGCACAAGAAGCGAGUCCAACAUAUUCGAAGAACCAAUGCUUCUUCUGCAUCCUCCCCGGAGUCCAGAGCCACCAAAACCAUCCUUCUCCUGGUGAGCACCUUUGUCUAUUUUUACACCCUCUCCUCCAUUUUUCAAGUUGUUUUGACUGCUUUUGAUAAUCCCAGCUCGAUCCUCAUAAAUGUCACUGCAGUCAUGUCUGUGUGUUUCCCAUCUGUCAGUCCAUUUCUGCUCAUGAGCCACAACUCCAAGGUACCCAAGGUACCCAGGCUCUGGUUUGCCUGGAGCAGGAAUAUAAGAUCUCCUUGUCUUCAGAAAAACAUGUAGACUGUAUGUACUUCUACAACAUACAGUUGCCAAUUCACUCACCCCCCUCACAGUCCUAAAAAAUUUUUAUGAGUUUUUCUCUCUCUCACAAGAGAGGUGCAGCCUGCAGCAGACGGGGGUUUCUGGGGGUCUGAUGGUAUCUGUGCAUUGAUGUCUGUGCUGCGUACAGAAAUGUGAUCGGUGUGCGUCGUGUCGUUGACCUGUGUACUGUAUUACUAUAUCUGUAAAAUUUUAAAAUACACAUCACCAAUAAAAUCAUGAGCUAUUGUGAGAUUUAUGC
Messenger RNA from Acinonyx jubatus (cheetah), 1526 nucleotides. Its product is annotated as vomeronasal type-1 receptor 4. Gene Ontology annotation, molecular function: pheromone receptor activity. Gene Ontology annotation, biological process: G protein-coupled receptor signaling pathway. The coding region runs from base 296 to 1246 and encodes 316 amino acids. The record is from RefSeq and is a predicted model, not a curated record. Lineage: Eukaryota; Metazoa; Chordata; Mammalia; Carnivora; Felidae. Gene Ontology annotation, cellular component: membrane. The transcript has a single exon.